CCCAGAAUGCAUCGCGCGCUGACUGAUCCCGCACCACUUUCCAGUUUCCGCAAUUGCUCCAACGUGUGCUACUACCCACUGCGUGUGUUUACAUACAGCGCUGCUCCUCUGGUUUAGAGACGAACUUGCAGACAUUGCGUUUUUUUUAAUCUUCACGCAACAAUGAUGUCAAGCUGCAUCGUACCAGGAUGCAAUGCAGCGACUCAAGGAAAAGGUUGUGGAGUUAGCUAUUACCGUUUACCGAUAAACGACGCUGUGCGCUGUAAGUUGUGGCUAAAAAACAUAAACAAUCCAAUGUAUGAAGAGAAUAGUUCGAUAGAGAGCCUGAAAAACCUACGCGUUUGUAGCUUACACUUCAAACCGGAGAACUUUGAACCCUGUUUUCUCAUUGAAGAACUCAGUGAAGGUCUCGUUAAAAAGCUUAAAGAAACGGCCGUUCCUUUAAUACAGGCGUCCACGACAGACACCUCCACGGCUGCUUCAGCAGCGACAGUUGUGGGAGCAGAUCCAUCUUCCUCCCAAACCCAACUCCAAGCAAAACAAGACACUGGGGAUGUAGAAACUGCAACAGCCUCCCAGCCUUCAGAAACUCCUGAUAGUAUGGCAGAACCUGCAAGUGUGUUAGAAAGACAGAUGUCCAAAACAAAGGAGGUUGCCUGUCAGACAGAGGUGCCCCUGUGGUCUGAUUGGGCACAGUUCUGUCAGAGGUCAUUUGAGGCUCACAUCAGGAGUAAAGGCACGCAGACUACACUGUUAACCAGAGACAUUGGUGUAGGCACUGCCAGGGCUUGUGGACAAGCUUCUCAGGAAUCCACAACCAUUAAUGGAUCCUCUAAGAGGCAACGUUUGGAUUGGGAGAAGGAGGAUGAUAAUCCUUUGGAGGGAUCUGAAUCUGAACUAGCAGCCAAUACAUACAACGGAUGCCCAUCGUCUGGUUCUGAAGUUGAUUUGAAGAAAGCUCUUCACGGCUCACCCAUCAUCUCAAACCACCAGUGUCUCCAGUGUGAGGACAGGGACCAGUGGAAAAGCCAGGUCAACGGCAGCAUAUCAGCAACUUCAGAAAAACACCUGACAGAUGUUGCCCAGGCAGCAUCAACAAAUAACAACCACGGCAUCGUCACAGAUGUUCCUGAGAUCGUUGCAGUCAUUGAUGAGGAAAGAGAUGAAGUGGGUGAAACUGAUGAAUCGGGUGAUGAAUACGAUAUGGAUUCAGAUGAGGAUUGGGAUUUAAAGAAGGCCAUUGAGCUUGAUGAUGAGUACAGCGAGGAAAGUGACUACGAUAAUUCAGAUCUCGUGCGCAAUCAGCUCUGCCCAGAUUGUGGGGUGUUUUGCCAUAUGUUGCGGCGACACACCUGCGAGUACAAAAUUAAGCCCUAUUCUUGCAAUCUUUGUGGCAAGAGGUGUGUUAGUGAAAUUGCUCUAAACACUCACAACAAAAUUCACAGCGAAGGCUACGAACAUCGAUGCAAAUACUGCAAUGUUGCAUUCAAAUCAAAGAGAGAGAAGAUCAUUCAUGAGAAGAUUCACGUAAACGAUAGAAAACCCUAUAAGUGUUCUGAUUGUUCAGAAACAUUUUCCACACACAAAGGGCGCAGGACACACCAGAACAAGCAUAUACCUCGCAAACUAACAUGUGACAUCUGUGGGAUUAAAUUUGUAAGAAGCAGUGCUCUUCAAAGACACAUUCUUGUGCACACAGGAGAGAAGCCAUACAAGUGUUCAGUGUGCCAACAAAGCUUCAAACAGACGACCCACCUAACGUCUCACAUGCGCCUGCACACUGGAGAGAGACCCUACAAGUGUCAGCACUGUGACAAGUGCUUCAAUCACAACGUGAGCUUGAAGAGUCACGUCCAACGCUACCACUCAUCGAGAUCUGGACAGAAACAGAAAAAGCCAGAUGAAAGGGCAAGUCACAGUUGUGACACGCUGGAAGAUGGGGACAGGAGAGCUACACACUCUGAGCCUGACAAUGGAGAUGAAGAACUGGAUACGGAGGAGGAAGAGGUGGUGGUGGUAAGGAAGAUGUACAAGCCAAGAAAGAGAAUUACAGGUAGACCUAUAGGAAGACCAAAGAGCUUUGCAUCUGGCAAUGUAGUUCUUACAGUUCAUGCAGAGGGCACAGGAACAUACGGUAAAAAUAAAAAACUACAAAUACAGAAAACAAAGAAUAAACAACGCAGUACUGAAGAAAAUGAGAAUGAGAUCAGUGACAGCAACCAAGCCUCUAGAUCAGCACAGGAGGAAGAAAACUCAGCGAAACCAGCGAAAAGUUUGAACAGUGACUCUUAUUUUGGUCCAGAAGACACACAAAAAAAGAAACGCAGCAACCAGGUAAAUGACCUGGAUACAGAGCAGGAGGAAAGGACAAAUAGACCUAAAAGGAGAAGGAGGCGCACAAGAUAUCUAAACAGUGCCGACAGCAAACAAGCAUCUGAUUCAGCACAGGAGGAAAAAACAUGAGAGAUAAUGCGAUUAAGAGCACAGCAAAACCAAGGGGUGUGGACAAAGACUGUGAUCCUGACUCAGUAUUAUGCAAACAUAAAGAAACACAGCAACCAGAAGAGUGGUAAUGUCACAGAAAAGUAUAAGGGAAGCCAGAGAAGACAUCUAAUGGUGUAGCUUUGUAGCAGAGACAUUCAAUAAAACUGGAAGGGUUUCUAGAAAAUUGUUUAAUAGGAGACUAACUCCCAGGAAUAGUUUUUCAUUGUCACUGUGUAGUCAAUAUGGUACUACAUUAAAACAUUGAAAUGUCCUCUGGUGUAAGAUUAUAUUAACAUCUUGAUGUUAAACUGUUGUUUUUUGUUGUAAUUUUUUACCUGUAAAAAGUAAGAUAUGUUAUGGUUAGUUCAAUAAUGUGUCAAGCGAAACUAAGUUAAGAUAAUUAAGUGAAAUACAGUACCAUAAAGUGAUAUUUUAACGUUGAAAA
This is a messenger RNA of Betta splendens (Siamese fighting fish), 2929 nucleotides long. Its product is annotated as zinc finger protein 267-like. Gene Ontology annotation, molecular function: DNA-binding transcription factor activity, RNA polymerase II-specific; RNA polymerase II cis-regulatory region sequence-specific DNA binding. NCBI's taxonomy places the organism in Eukaryota, Metazoa, Chordata, Actinopteri, Anabantiformes, Osphronemidae. The record is from RefSeq and is a predicted model, not a curated record. Bases 163 to 2463 code for a protein of 766 amino acids. Gene Ontology annotation, biological process: regulation of transcription by RNA polymerase II. The transcript is spliced from 7 exons.